Molecule: messenger RNA, 3801 nt
Organism: Conger conger (European conger)
Lineage: Eukaryota; Metazoa; Chordata; Actinopteri; Anguilliformes; Congridae
Product: flotillin-1
Exons: 13
Coding region: 156-1430 (424 amino acids)
Biological process (GO): positive regulation of cell-cell adhesion mediated by cadherin; protein localization to plasma membrane; positive regulation of cell junction assembly
Cellular component (GO): plasma membrane
Source: RefSeq, a predicted model, not a curated record
CCUCACCGUGGGCGUGGCAUACUGCGGAGAGAGAGGUGGAGAAACAGCCCUUGACGUAAGGCAGUUGUAAAAUUUCUCGUUUGCUAAAUAUUGGACAAGCCUCCACAGUCUGUAUUUAUAGAUCCAGCCCACGGUUGUUGCUGCCCUGAGUGAAAAUGUUCUACACCUGCGGGCCAAAUGAGGCAAUGGUGGUGUCGGGGGUCUGCCGCUCCCCUCCUCUGAUGAUCGCUGGAGGCCGGGUGUUUGUAAUACCCUGUAUUCAGCGGAUCCAGAGGAUCUCCCUGAACACCCUGACUCUGAACGUGAAGAGCGAUAAAGUGUACACCCGACACGGAGUGCCCAUCUCUGUCACUGGCAUUGCCCAGAUGAAGAUCCAGGGGCAGAAUAAGGAGAUGCUGGCAGCUGCUUGCCAGAUGUUCAUGGGGAAGUCAGAGCAUGAGAUCGCCCAGAUCGCCCUGGAAACGCUGGAGGGCCACCAGAGAGCCAUCAUUGCCCACCUCACUGUGGAGGAGAUCUAUAAGGACCGCAAGAAGUUUUCGGAGCAGGUGUUCAAAGUGGCCUCAUCUGACCUGGUCAACAUGGGCAUCAGUGUUGUCAGCUACACGCUGAAGGAUGUUCAUGAUGACCAGGAUUAUCUGAACUCCCUGGGCAAGGCUCGAACAGCGCAGGUUCAGAAAGAUGCCCGGAUAGGGGAGGCCCAGAACAAGAGGGACGCCGUCAUCAGGGAAGCCCAUGCAAUGCAGGAGAAGAUCUCUGCUCAGUAUUUGAAUGAGAUCGAAAUGGCCAAAGCUCAGAGGGACUUUGAGCUGAAGAAAGCUGCCUAUGACAUAGAGGUGCACACCAAGCAGGCUGAGUCUGAGAUGGCCUACCAGCUGCAGGUGGCGAAGACGAAGCAGCGCAUCGAGGAGGAGAAGAUGCAGGUGCAGGUGGUGGAGCGCUCCCAGCAGAUCAUGCUCCAGGAGCAGGAGAUCACCCGCAAGGAGAAGGAGCUGGAGGCCAAGGUGAAGAAGCCGGCGGAGGCCGAGAGAUACCGGCUGGAGAGGCUGGCUGAGGCAGAGCGGAUCCAGCUCAUCAUGGAGGCUGAGGCAGAGGCCGAGUCCAUCAGAGUGAAGGGCGAGGCAGAGGCCUUUGCUGUGGAGGCUAAGGGCCGGGCGGAUGCGGAGCAGAUGGCUAAGAAGGCGGAGGCGUUCCAGCAGUACCAGGAGGGGGCGAUGGUGGACAUGCUGCUGGAGAAGCUGCCCCUGAUCGCCGAGGAGAUCAGCAAGCCCCUCUCCGCCGCUCAGAAGGUCACCAUGGUGUCCAGCGGGGGCUCGGAGGUGGGCGCGGCCAAGCUGACCGGAGAGGUGCUGGACAUCAUGACCCGCCUGCCCGACGCCGUGCAGAAACUGACCGGAAUCAGCAUCGCUCAGGUGAGACCGCACGGAGACUGACCGGAGUCAGUAUCGCGCAGGCGACGACGCGUAUGGGCUGAAGAAGACCGCGGGCAGACCCCAGCGAACGAACAUCAGCGCGUUUCACCACUACCCUGUCUGUCUGUAUGUGCGACUGUGAAUGCAUGUGAUUAGAAUCACAGCCUACCCUUAAAGCAUAGCUCUGUGCUCCUUCAAAAACACUUCCCCCUGUCUGUCUGUAUGUGCGACUAUGACCGCAUGUGAUUACAAUCACAGCUUACCCUUAAACCUAAGCUCUGUACAAAAACACUUCCCCCUCUCUGUAUGUGUGUGCACGUUUCCCUGUCUGUCUGUCUGUUUCUACACCCCUUCUAAAGAAUUGCCUCUAUCCACUGCCUUGCUAUCUAACUAACCCAAAGUGCAUCUUAUAUUCAGAUCAUGUGAACGCACUAUCAACAUUUCUGUCUGAUAUCCCACUUCUACACUCAUCGUCUUGAUCAGCAAAGGAAGAAGUGACCAGUUCAAAUCCCACCUGUAAUGUAAUUUUCCAUUCACAACCUCUGUUCAUUUUCUACGGGUUUGACUGGAAUCGAGAAAUGGCUUGCGUAGAUGAGGGCUAGAAACACAAUAGAUGCAUAUCUGUCCGUGAAUUUCCUGUUUUCUGAGCCUUUUUUUGUUUCAUUUUUUUAAACUGCAAAUCUAACGAAGGAACUGUCGUGCUCAGGCUGAGGACAUGGUUGAUUAUGUUUUAAAAAAUAUAUAUAUUUAUCUUUUAAAAUUAUUUUUCCUGAUUUCUUAGGUCAUUCUCUGCAUUCUGUGUGGAGACUCUUUCCCUACAGACAUUGUAAUCAUGUUUUUGUGUUGCUUAGUUACAUUUUGAACGUGUCGGUUGCUUAUUUUUUUCUUGCCAUUUCCCUUUCCCCUCAUUCUCUGCUGCUAUGCUGUCUCAUGGUGCCGACCACAACCGCAUGCUAGCCGGCUGUGUCUGAGGGACUUAUGAUAUGGUCUUAUUCUGUAAAAAUCAGAGGGACUGCAUUUUUAUACCAGGAAUGUGAACAUGUUAGCGACAAGCGGUUCUUGAAGCAGGCAAGAGGUCAUGCUGGAAAGAGAGGGAAGGAAGUUUAAUGAACAGAGGACCAACAGGUGUUUGUAGUGAAGGCUAAAAAGAGAGCAAGAAGAAGAGUGAAUAUGGAAUGUGUGAUGGUACUGGAAUAACUGUGCUGGCUAUUUUAAUCUCUUUCAUAAUGAAGGUCAGGUGCUAGCUACUUGGUCACUGAUGCAGACAACUGUUGCGCUCUCCCGUCGCACAUUAAGCAUUUUAAUCACUGUCCACCAGAUGGCAGCAGCACGAUCUAACCGCGAGGGGUAGUAAUUUCCAAUGCUCCACAGCACGGCUUGAGUGUGUGCUGCCACCAAAUGAGAGAAGUAACACUGGUUACUUGAAAUAAUUUCCGCAGGGUACCUCAGAUAAACAUUUCAUUUCACCUUGCCAUGUUCACAGUCAAGUGCCUGGACCCAGUAACCAAACUCAUUAUGUCCUCUCGUACUAAUAUUAAAAACUAAUAUAGUGAAGUAGUCUGUUUAUAGAUGUCAACGGUGUGAUUUUGAAUUCUGUGUCUUAGUUUGUGUGCUUUGUGACUCACCUUCCUGCAUGCUUUUAUAAUUACUAUUCUUGUUUGUGCAUUAAAAACAUUCAAAAUGAAAAGAGGGAAAAUAAAUGACUUAUCUGGAGAUAAUACAAAACCUACCAGGAAUAUUCAAACUUCACCUUUUGGAAUUACUACUGAACUUACAGUAGGUAUGGCAAUCGGGAAAGAAGAAAAAUGAUGUAGAGUACGGUGUAUUUAACAAUCAACUGACUGUUAGGCUUGAUUGAUUACAAUAAGCUGACUGACAGUUUCUCAGUUCACCAGGAUGAUCUAUUUCAUUAUGCAGUUAAGAUGUAUGUAUUCUAGAUAUGAAUCACCUUUGACCACGUGUCACCGUUAUUUGCGUUUGGUGUUACUGUAACUAUCUUCAAAUGGAAACUAAAAUAGACAAGAAAACUAGUUACUCUGCUACUGUUACUAGUUACAUAGCUAUACCGAGUAGCACUAGGCUAAUGGUUUUGGGCUUGUGGCAUUCAAUUUGUAAUUUUGAGAUGUUAAAUCGGAAUUUGAAAGCUAUUUCAUCAGUUCUAGUAUCCAUAUUUUCACUUUAUAAAUUGUAUUGCACUCGCUUUUGUUUGUGUUGUUAGCUUGAUUGAUUUUUUUUUUUUGUACUUGGAUGACUUGCCAAAUUGGAAUUUGCCUUUGUGUAGUAUUGAAUCUGUUUUUAGUGCACUGGGAUAUCGAAUAUUAUUACAUGUGUGUAUUUUUAGGAAAUAUUACCAUCUAAUUGCAUACAAUACACAAUCUCCAUGGUAACUGAA